This is a messenger RNA of Tyto alba (common barn owl), 1195 nucleotides long. RefSeq lists its product as uncharacterized. The transcript has a single exon. The record is from RefSeq and is a predicted model, not a curated record. Gene Ontology annotation, molecular function: RNA stem-loop binding; magnesium ion binding; dUTP diphosphatase activity. NCBI's taxonomy places the organism in Eukaryota, Metazoa, Chordata, Aves, Strigiformes, Tytonidae. Gene Ontology annotation, biological process: DNA integration; dUMP biosynthetic process; dUTP catabolic process. Bases 23 to 1195 code for a protein of 390 amino acids.
GGCCCAAGAGCGUGGCAUAACAAUGUCACUUGAUAUGAUCAAAACUAUAAUCGCCCAGUGCCCCGUGUGCCAACAUACUCACAAACGUCCAGUGCCUAAUAUUAUGAAAGGACAACUGGGAAGAGGAAAAUUGCCUGGACAAAUUUGGCAAAUGGACUAUAUUGGACCUUUACCCCAGAACCUAGGGUGUAAAUAUGUCUGCACUGCUGUAGAUACAUAUUCUGGAUAUUUGAUUGCCCAUCCUUGUAAGAAAGCUACUCAUCAUAGUACUAUCUGUACUAUAGGCAUAAUCAUUUUGUACUAUGGAAUACCAUUGCAGAUUCAAACUGACAAUGGGUCUCAUUUUCGAAACAAAUUUGUUCAACAGUAUGCUGAACAGCAAAAUAUUCAGUGGGUUUUUCAUAUACCGUACUAUCCACAAGCUGCAGGAUUGAUUGAACGAAUGAAUGGGUUGUUGAAAGAGCAGCUGAAGAAGUUAGGAGAUGGGAACCUAUCCCGAUGGAAAACUCAUCUCACAGAUGCGCUACAUAUUCUUAACAAUAGGCCCAUUGGGGAAAUGGAAACCCCUUUGAUGCGCAUGACUACACCCAAUUUACAAAUAAAACCUCUGACAGUAAGUGAGACUUUGACUUACUGGGAGAUUGUUCCGGGUGCGAUGGCCCCUUACCGGGCCACUCCAGAGGCUGCAGGGCUAGAUCUCUAUGCAUUGGAAUUGAUCAGGAUAAACCAAAAACAGAUGAAAGUUAUCAAUACUGGGAUAGGAAUUAAAAUUCCUCCAGGACACUUUGGUUUGAUAACUGCCCGUUCGAGCCUAGCCUUGAAAAGUAUUCACGUCAUGGGAGGAGUGAUUGAUGCGGAUUAUCAAGGAGAAAUUAAAGUAAUUCUGUUAAACAAUGGUGAACAAGAUUUGAUUAUUCAUCCCCACGACAGAAUAGCACAACUAUUGAUAUUGCCAGUUUUGAAAGCAAUUGUGAAAAAAGGGGAUCCACCUCAAGUUACCACUGUUCGUGGAGAUAAAGGGUUUGGAUCAACUAAUUUCAAUAAUGGAGCUAAAGUAUGGGUCCAGAGUUCAAGCAGACCUCCUGAACCAGCUGAAGUAAUAGCCACAGGAAAAGACAAUACUGUUUUAAUCAUGAAACCUGGACAGGAAAAAUGGGAAUAUGUUCCUGCGACUAAAUGUUAUCUGCGAGAAUAA